GCCAGUAAGAGUCCAGUCUGCUGAAAUAACCAAGAAAAGAGAAGAAAUUGAGGCGGAAAUUAAAAGUGUGACGAAGUCAUGUUGACUUUGCGUAAACUGUAACUACGCGCACCUUUACUAUCACAAACAAUGACUGACGACAAGUGUGGAUGCGUCGAAGACUUCUCCGAUUCUUCCAUCCACGUGGACGUAAAGGAAUACUAUGGCCGUGUCCUUAAGGCGACUUCAGACCUGAAAAGUAACGCCUGUGUGGCCCCAGCCAGCCCCCUGCCCGCUUUCAUCCGCCAGGCUCUGGGCAAAGUCCACCCCGAAGUCAUUUCGAGAUACUAUGGCUGUGGCCUGGUGGUGCCCGAGUCCCUGGAGGGCUGCAGGGUCCUGGACCUGGGCAGUGGCAGUGGGAGGGACUGCUACAUGCUCAGCCAGCUGGUGGGAGACAAGGGACACGUGACUGGGAUUGACAUGACCCAAGACCAGCUUGAAGUGGCGAAAAAGUACCUGGACUACCACAUGAAAGAGUUUAGCUACAAAACGCCCAACAUCAGUUUUGUUCAGGGCUACAUUGAAGCUUUGGCAGAAGCAGGGCUUCAGAAGGACUCUUUUGAUAUAAUAAUUUCAAAUUGUGUGGUGAAUCUUUCUCCUGACAAGAAGAGAGUGCUGGCUGAAGCCUACAGCAUCCUUAAGGAUGGUGGUGAGCUGUACUUCAGUGAUGUGUACUGCAAUGGAAGACUAACAAAUGAAAUUAAAAAUCACAAGGUUCUUUGGGGUGAGUGCAUUGGAGGUGCACUGUGGUGGAAGGAUCUGGUGCAUUUGGCCGAAGAAGUUGGUUUCAGCUAUCCUCGUUUGGUGACAGCCAGCACCAUUACAGUGGGCAACAAAGAACUGCAGGACAUUCUGGGUGAUUUCAGGUUUGUUUCUGCCACGUAUCGCCUUUUCAAACUCCCCAAGGGAAGCUCCAAUCCCUGUCGGGUCAUCUAUAAUGGGGGCAUCAUGGGUGUGGAGGACUGCUUCCCUUUCGACUGCCAGUACACUUUCAAGGCUGAAGAAGUAACAGAGGUUGAUGGAGAUUUGGCCAAGAUCCUGAGCUCGUCCAGGUUUGCAGAGGACUUCACUUUUGAACCAUCAGGACGAGGACUAUGUGGAGUUAAAGCUAAGGAGAGCCUGGUGGAUCCUUUUGAACUGGUGCUGCAGCUGGAGAAACAAAAUCCCGGUUCUACCACUAGGGGGUGUUGCAGUACACAGUCUGCCUCCUGCUGCAAGUGAUGCUCAGAAAUGAUAGGCCUAAAAUAAUAACUCACUUAACUGUGGGAAUUUAUUAUUUUUGAUUGUGAAAUUCGUUUUGUAAUUUGCUUUUAUUAUUUUGCAAUGACAUUUAUUUGAUUCUACAAUAAAUAAAGAGGCCUAUCUGCCUACUAUGCUGCACCUU
Messenger RNA from Periophthalmus magnuspinnatus, 1423 nucleotides. RefSeq names its product arsenite methyltransferase (gene as3mt). Lineage: Eukaryota; Metazoa; Chordata; Actinopteri; Gobiiformes; Gobiidae. Gene Ontology annotation, molecular function: arsenite methyltransferase activity. The transcript is spliced from 11 exons. Bases 130 to 1260 code for a protein of 376 amino acids. Gene Ontology annotation, biological process: toxin metabolic process; arsonoacetate metabolic process. The record is from RefSeq and is a predicted model, not a curated record. Gene Ontology annotation, cellular component: cytosol.